Messenger RNA from Fibroporia radiculosa, 1824 nucleotides. RefSeq lists its product as uncharacterized. Lineage: Eukaryota; Fungi; Basidiomycota; Agaricomycetes; Polyporales; Fibroporiaceae. The coding region runs from base 1 to 1824 and encodes 607 amino acids. Gene Ontology annotation, cellular component: cytosol. The record is from RefSeq and is a predicted model, not a curated record. The transcript is spliced from 11 exons. Gene Ontology annotation, molecular function: methylenetetrahydrofolate reductase [NAD(P)H] activity; FAD binding. Gene Ontology annotation, biological process: tetrahydrofolate interconversion.
AUGAGGAUCACACAGAAAAUAGCGGAAUACAACGACAAGACACAUCCGUUUUAUACCUUUGAAUUCUUUCCCCCAAAAACAGAUCAGGGAUUCGAGAAUUUACUCCCUCGAAUAUCGCGUCUGGCUUCUUUGGAGCCUCUUGCCAUCAAUGUCACCUGGGGCGCUGGAGGGAGUACAAAAGAGCGAAGUCUUGAGCUGGCUGCAAUCACACAGACCCAGCAUGGCAUCGACACAAUCCUGCAUCUUACCUGCACGAACAUGGAGCAGGGAAUGGUUGACGACGCUCUCACGAACGCGAAAGCGCGCGGAAUUCACAAUAUUUUAGCGCUACGGGGAGAUCCGCCGCGGGGAGAAGAAUACUGGAUUCCAACAGAUCCGCGAUUCACUUAUGGAGUCGAUCUCGUCUCAUAUAUUAGAUCCUCUCCUGAGUUUUCUUCCGAAUUUUGCGUAGGCGUGGCAGCAUAUCCGGAUGGGCACCCAGAUAGAGAGACCGAUGACGAUGGAGAACUGGAGCACCUCAAAGCCAAAGUCGAUGCCGGCGCGGACUUCAUCAUCACUCAGCUCUUCUAUGACGUCGACGGCUUUCUCCAGUGGAUGAAAAAAGUCAGGAGUAAAGGCAUUCAAAUACCCAUCAUCCCAGGGAUCAUGCCCAUACAGACAUAUGCGUCUUUUCUUCGCAUGACCAAGCUCUGCGGUACCCGUGUCCCACCACAUCUUAUGUCUGAUCUUGUACUUCUGCGCCAUGACGAUCAAAAAAUCAAGGACUAUGGCGUUGAUCUCGCCGUCAAAAUGAUCAAGAGACUCACCGCAGAAAGUGACAUCCGCGGAAUACAUCUUUGUACUCUCAAUCUUGAAAAGAGUGUUACUCGUGUCCUCGGAAGCCUGGCAUGGAUUGGUGGUAGCUCAAAACCUAUGAACCAACUCAUUGCGGACGUGCCCUCUGGCCCAGAGUCGCAGUUUGUUAUCACGCCACAUAACGCCACAGACUCGGCCACCAAUUCUUUGGUGGUCUCUGGGCCAAUCGCAGAAGGCGAAGUGGGAAAAGGAGAGCUCAACAAUGCUGCAACUUGGGACGACUUUCCAAAUGGCCGAUUUGGAGACUUCAAGAGUCCGGCAUACGGCGAGACUGAUUUAUGGGGUAGUUCAAUUAUGUCGCGACAUCAAACACUUGAGCAAUGGGGCCAUCCCACAACAACUUCCGACCUGACCAAUAUGUUCCUGCGACAUUUACAUUCUAAAAUUGCUACUACGCCCUUCUCCCCCACACCACUAUCGCUAGAGUCUCUUAUUAUUAUCCAGCAUCUAGAACGUUUAACGCGGAAAGGCUGGUGGACGGUGGGUUCGCAACCUGCCAUCAAUGGCGCGAGCUCAAGCGACGAAAUUGUCGGCUGGGGCCCGCGUGGCGGAUACGUGUACCAAAAGCCUUUUGUGGAGUUCUUUGCCGAUGCGGCAGAUCUUAAGAAGAUUGAGAAGAAAGUGGAAGAGGAGGGUUAUGGAUGGGUUGAUUAUUUUGCUGGAAACGUCCAGGGUGAGUGCAGAACGAAUGUCCCAGAGGGUGGCAGAAACGCUGUCACGUGGGGAGUGUUUCCUGGACAAGAAGUUACUCAGUCAACUAUUAUCGAGAGGGAAUCCUUCUUGUCUUGGAAGGAUGAGGCUUUCUCGAUAUGGGCCGAAUGGGCAUCAUUCUACCCUCCAAACUCUCAAGAGCGGAUUUUGCUUGAGCGGAUCCGGAAUGAGCGGUGGCUGAUUAGCAUUGUGCACCAUGAUUACAUGAAGCCAUCUGCUUUGUGGACUUUCCUUGUCGAUGGCGAGACUCUGGUAUAG